AUUUGCAGUGCAGAAAAUAAAACAGAAAUAAAGUCUUGCAGCGACGCUUCAAUUUCAAAAUAAUUUGUUCUAUUCAAUCACACAUGAGUGAAUUCCUUAAGCCCUACACAAUGUUAACAUGGGGUUACAAGUAAAAUAACCAAAUAUGCAAAGGUGAAAAUUGUGGAAGUGCUUCAGCAACUAAAGAUCGUGCUUCAGCACUGGCAAUCAUAACCUAAGGUUUUUCAAGGCUUAUGUCUAUGAAUGUCGGAUGCAGAAGUAAAAGAAAAAACGUGGAAUCUGAUUGAACAGCUUAUUGAAACAGAGGAUACCUUUAUGAGUAUUUGCCAAUUCCAUUGCCUUAGCUUUGAGUUCUUCCAGAAAAACAUGAAAGAUAACAGCUUCUGUUUACAUAAGCAAGAAAAGCUGCUUUUGCAUGUAGAUUUCUGCAGUUUCCUAUUAAACUCUAAUUUGUCAUAAGAAUAUUAGUUUAAAAUUUGCUUGCGAAAUUGGUUUCAUGCAAAAGUUUAGUCGAUACAUUGGCAUCCAGGGAACAUUGCAAGGUGUUAGAUCGCAAGCUAACUUUGUUGAUGUGCUGAUUUAGAUGGUUUCCCAAGCGAACUGUUCCGAUCUCUGGUAUCGGUUGUUUCGUCAGGACUAUUAAAUGCAGUUUUGCUUUUUUUAGCUCUCAACCCGUAUUGACAUUUUUUAAACAGAACAAACCAUAUUGUAUUGACAAUACAAAGCAGUGCAGUUUAGCAUUGAGAUGUAAUUCCACUUUAUUCAGCUGGUAUUAAUUUGGCAUGGAGCAUAUAGAGUGGCUGGCUACGGCAUCAAAAACCACUGAGUUGCCAUUUUCAAACGUAAGAAAGGUGACUUGUGGUUCAUGAAAUUUUCAUUUCUUAAAUUUGAAUUUUCUUAUUUCCAGUUGUUAAAGUAUAUGGCUUGGCAUGUGUUCGUACUUCAUUGAUCAAUAAUUCAUCGCGCCAACUGCUUUCAUAUAUUGCCAACUGAAGUAGUGAUCUUUUUAUGGUCGUUGUGUGCUUUGUUUCGUCAUACACGUUGUCAAAGAUGCAUGUCGCAGUUUUUAGAAGCAAGCUCUGUGGUUUAGUCGAUUCAAUUCCUGAGUGACCUGAAUUUGCUUCUUAGCAAGUCUAAAGUUUCGAAAGGAGUGAUUACUAUGGUCUGGAAAUGGGACUCCAUUAACAAAAUUAUUAAAGAUGAUUGCCGUUAAUGAUUCACAGGAAACUAAGUCAGAUGUAGCUUUGAAUUUAUCGCAGUCGACCCAGCCACCCUGGAAAUUAUCAAGCGAACUCAAGUGCUCCUUGUACGUUUUAUACACACUAAUCAGUUCAUUUGGAAUCAGUGGAAACAUUGCAGUUUGCUACAUUCUCGGAAUUAAGAAAAAGCGAAAAAGAAGAUUCGAUAUUCUAUUGAUUUCUCUAGCUUUUGCAGAUUUGCUUGCAUUGAUAUCGGGAUCUGUAACAAUGAUAGGUGAUUUAGCUGGAGAUUUGAGUCAUUGGUAUUUUGGGUCGUUUCUUUGUCAACUGCUGCCAUCAAUCGCUCCCGUCACGCUGUUUGUGUCGUCAUGGACUUUGGUGGUUAUUUCAUUCGAUCGUUACCAAGUCAUGCGCAGACGACGACGCGCUGAGUUGUCGCUGCGAGUCAUUGCACUGCAGUUAGCUGCGGUCUGGAUCUUGGCUGUUUCGAUGACAUUUCCGUACAUGGUUGGGUCACAAUACGAGAAUUCCCAAUGUUUAACUGUACCGUUAUGGCCUCCGCAUCCCUGGGUCAUGUACGUUGGAUUUUGGAUCAUCACCGGCUGGGGAGUUCCUCUACUUAUGAUAGGUAUCUUUUACUGCUUAGUUCUUCGAUCGCUUUCCAAUGGACUCUCCGAAGGAUGCCAUUUAACCAUUCUGCAAAAGAGGCUCAAGCGUAAUAAAGACAUUUUAUCAAUGUUUAUCGUCAUCGUUUGUGUCUUCUUCUUGUUGACAACGCCGUAUGCUGCGUUUUACUUCUCCGCCACUUAUUUGAUGCUGUUGAGGCCGCAAAGCAUCGAUCAUGGAACAGCUCAACAAGUCAAUUACGCCCUGUUCACGCUGAUGAUGGUCAACUCCAGUAUCAAUCCAGUCAUUUAUGCAAAACUACAUAAAGAGGUCAACAUGUUUGUUGUAAGAUACUGGAAACGUUUCACAGACCAACUUCGUGCACUUUGCUGCCCUCUGUCAAGUCCAAAAAUCGUUGUUUAUGAGAUGGCAGCUGAGAGAGGGAAUGCAAAGAACCAGUCCAGCAUGGCCGAACUAUGUAGACAUUCAUUCAGCACCGAAAGAAGUUCUGAGGUUUGCGAUUUUAGAAACAAAUGUUACUUUUGCCUGCCAAUUAUCAUAGAAACCAAAUCAAAUAAAAGAGAUAACAAAACUACAUAUAAUGAGCUGAUUACACUCGACGGAGAAGAUUAUACUGCUGUUUAUUCCAGACAUUGUUGGGUUAUUCAACCGGUCACAGGGUUUUCCUUAGGUAAAGUUUUUCGACAGCUUUCCACCCUGCUUUUUGCUAAGAGGCUUAGUCGGGGUAUCAAAAUUUCUCCUGGUUAUUAUCUGCACGGCUCGGUUUGACAGUUUUUCUUGCUUUUCUUUCAAUAAGUAACACGUAAUUAAGUUAUGUUUACUUGUUUCAGUUGUUAAUAUUUAUCAAUUUGCUGCAAUAUUAUGGCAUAAUUUGAUGAAUAUUGUAUCACUUCAUUAAAAUAGUUUAUGUAAAUAGUUUGUUAGGAAUACUACAGUGUUACAAAUUGAACAAUACUGAGUAGCCAAAAUAUUGCAGUGAUAGGAUUUUGCAAUGAUCAAUGCGAAGACUGAAACAAAACAGUAUGAUACUGCAAAUCUGUGCUCGAGAGAGUGGAUUUCAACUUUCUAGAUACGUUUUCCAGAGCUCUCUCUCAUGGGCACAUUUCUACGUUAUUACUACCUGUACAUCACAAGUGGGAGGGAGUAGCUGUGUAUUUAACUGUAAAAGAUGCGUACAAAUGUGAUUGUUAGCAGUGAAUGAAGUUUCUCAUGGCGGUUUAUUAACGAUGAUGAUUGCCUAACAGAAGUUGCAGAUUAAAUAUGCGGUAAAAAAGAACAUUAGGAAACAAAUCAGAAAUGGAUGACAGAAGAAAUCCUAGAUAUUAUGGAAGAAAGAAGAUUUGCAAAAAUGACACAACAAGAUAUAAAGUAUUAUCCAAAAUAAUUAACAAAAGAUGCAGGAAAGCUAAAGAACAGCACUAUGAUGAAAAAUGUAAGGAGAUCAAACUUCUAGACAAUUCACACAAUCUAAUCACGUAUCAAAAAAUCAAAAACCUUAAAUUUGUCCUAAUGAAAUUUUUAAUAUCUGAUAUCAAGUAUGGUUCUUUUCAUUUUGUACAUUUUCAUGUUGUAGAGAUGAAAAUAAGAAAGAUCACUGAAGCAAACCCUAUUGCGUAAAAGAUCACUGAAGCAAACCCUAUUGCGUAAAACUUUAAGAGGCAACUAAGGCAAAAAGUGACCAAUAAAACGCAAACAGAUCAAAAUGUCAUAAAAAUACAAUAAUCUCUUCAGGCCCGCUUUUAGUGUGUUGGGGCCCUGGGCCCAAAGUUGAUUGGGGCCCCUUAAAAUGUACCAUCAAAUUUGUUUCACAUUCACUGCACAGUACUUGGCUAAACAUAAUCAACCAACUAUAAAACACGAAUAAACUUGUAUCCAUUGCGCAUUUCAGUACAUUCCCAAUAAAACUGCCUAACUGCUGGAAACUUUUCGAUGGGGUCUAGAACUGCCAGGACAUCAAAAUCUGCUGCCAUUAAACAUAAGGAAACAAUGCGCUACUGUGACAUUGUGGACCUUGGCUCACACUCUUUUUACUUACCCUUUUCAGCAAGGUGAAAUAUUUUUCACCGGGGAAACAUCUGUAUAGCAAAUUGAGCAACAAACUAAGGGCAGUCAUUGCAUUGGGGGAAGCUUCAACCAGGACAAGCGAAAGUUUCAAAAGCCCUGGGGUAAAAACAAAAUAUGAGGCCCCCUGCGAGCGGAGCGAGCUGAAAAUUGACCACGUCCUUUAUCCCAUUCUGAAAAUGGAAUUCGUUACUUUACGAGGCCCCCUAGAUUGAAAUCAAGAGCACUUGAAAGGCUUUUAAAACUUUGCACGGUGCCCACUGAAUCGAAGAAUUUUAGGGGGCCCAUAGGUAAAUGCGUCAUUGAGAUUCUUAGUUACUUUUCUUGGAAGAUUAAGCAAAUCAAAAAAUAUACGCCUCUAAGAGAGCUCAUCGGCAUUAUUUGAAAUGACAUUUUUAAAAUUUUGAAAUAACCUCAGCUGUAUAUUCUACUAUUUAUCCUUUAAGAAGACACCGGUUUUCUUGCUGAGCUAUUUCAAUUCAAAGUUUAGCAUUUUGUACAAAAGAAAAUAAAAGUUGUCAGCGUUGAUAGUGCAGUUCACCUUUCUUUAUUUACAAUUUGGUACCCUAUCUAGCUAUGCAUACAAGCUAAUUAAAACCAACUUAUUUAAAUUACCAACGCUAAAUAUAAUAUAAAUCAAAUAUAACCGAUGCUGCUAACAUAUUCCUUGCAAAGAUUACAAGUACAAUUAAACGAUGUAAAUUCUGAGAUUUUUUUUUGAAUAUUGAUAAAGUAGGGGUAGUACUUUAUCUCAUUUGGAAUUGAGUUCUAUAUUUGGCUUAAUAUGUAUGAUACGGUAUAAAAUCCAUAUAUUUUGUAAUGUGGCUCCGCUGUUUUGAAUUGGGAGUUUCUUAAGUAAUAUGGACAUUCAUUUAUAGAAAAUAUUUCAUCCAUAAAAGGUGGAUUCAAUCCGUUAAAUGUUUUGUAAAUUUCUAUCGCAAGAUAUUGUAAAUUUUUCUUAUGAGAAGUUAUUGUUUUAUUCCUUAUUAAAAGUUGUUCAAAAGUUGAUUCACAAUCAUCAUGAGCUAUUCUCAUUGCUCUUUCAUGAAUCCGGUUUAUUCGAUUUUUACUUUUCCUACUGCAAAACAUCCAAAUAAGAGGACAAUAAUUAAAAUAUGAUAAUAUGAACGUUUUCAUUAAAAAAUUCGCUUAGAUUCGUCCAUAUACGAAGCAAUCCUGGCUAGAGCGUUUACCUUUUUCCCAGUUUCUUUACAAAAAACUUUAAUAUGUUCUUCUAAUCUAAGUUGAUGGUCUAGUGUUACUUCCAAAAGUUUAACAUUCUUACUUUCUAUUAUGCUAGAACCAUUUAUUUGAAUUUUAGAUUCCUCUAAAUUGGAUCGAUUGGCUUUAAAUGUUAUAAGCUUGCUUUUAUCGCCAUUGAGCACCAACAAAUUUCAUAAAACCAUUUAUUAAGAAUAGCUGCUUCCGAUUCUAAGUCGUCAGUUAGUUCAUUCAUAUCAGUACUUGACAGCUAAAUUGUAUUAUCAUCUGCAUAGUUGCAUAAGUUGCUUUUGUUCAAAUGCAGCAAAAUAUCAUUUAUGGAAAUAUUGAAAAGCAAAGGGCCUAAUACUGAUCCUUGAGGAACUCCUUGCUUUGUUUCCAUCCAUUCACUAAAUUCUGAGUUUAUUUUUACUCGUCGUACUCUUUAAUCUAGAUAACUAUACAUAAAUUCCAUUGCGUUGUCGCUAAAGCCAUAAGAUUUCAAUUUGGCUAGUAGAAGUAUAUGGGGUAAAAAAUCAAAUGCUUUUGAUAAAUCCAUAUGCACUGUACCAGCCACAUCUUUUUUAUCCAGGCACUUUUUUCAGACCUUUAAUAAGUCGUAAUAAAGCAUGUUGUGUGCUAUAACCUUUUCUGAAUCCACAAAGCAAAGGGAAUAGUUUAACAAUGAUGUAAUUGUAGAUUUGAUUGAACAUUAUUCUCUCAAAAACCUUUGAAGCUGAGGGGAGCACACUUAUUGGUCUAUAAUUCUCUUUACUAGUUGAAUCUCCUUUUUUGAAAAUAGGGCACACAUUAGCCAUUUUCAUAAGAAAGGGAAACGUUUUAUCAGAAAUAGAUCGAUUGAAUAUUUCAGCUAGUGGUCCAGAGACAACGUCUAUUGCCAUUCUAAGAACUUUUAGGAGGAUGUUAUCGGC
Messenger RNA from Rhopilema esculentum, 6019 nucleotides. RefSeq names its product neuromedin-K receptor. The record is from RefSeq and is a predicted model, not a curated record. Gene Ontology annotation, molecular function: G protein-coupled receptor activity. Gene Ontology annotation, cellular component: plasma membrane. NCBI's taxonomy places the organism in Eukaryota, Metazoa, Cnidaria, Scyphozoa, Rhizostomeae, Rhizostomatidae. Gene Ontology annotation, biological process: G protein-coupled receptor signaling pathway.